Molecule: messenger RNA, 7303 nt
Organism: Toxotes jaculatrix (banded archerfish)
Lineage: Eukaryota; Metazoa; Chordata; Actinopteri; Toxotidae
Gene: uhmk1
Product: U2AF homology motif (UHM) kinase 1
Exons: 10
Coding region: 476-1801 (441 amino acids)
Biological process (GO): regulation of protein export from nucleus; positive regulation of translational initiation; peptidyl-serine phosphorylation
Cellular component (GO): nucleus; neuronal ribonucleoprotein granule
Molecular function (GO): RNA binding; protein serine/threonine kinase activity; ribonucleoprotein complex binding
Source: RefSeq, a predicted model, not a curated record
AUCAACAACCUGAGUUUACAACUCAGGUAAAACUUCUCUGCGCUCGAAACCGAUAAACUUUAUUACGUCGUUAUGUUCCGUUAAAAGGCCGUAAUAAUAUCCGGUACAUUAUGGGGGAAGCAUGUUAUUGCCGGUCGCGGAAGUGGUUUGUUUUUGUGCACAAACUCAGUGGCUAGUUUAGCCAUUUGGAAGAGCUAAGUUAGCUAACUUUUUGUCAGUUGACUGGCGUGAACGCCUUUUGACAGCUACAGUAAGAAAACAGUAGACUAAUAUGCUCGGAUAUUGCUCCAUGCUUGGUUUUAAAAAGGUUGCGGGUGUAGCCGGAUUGUCCGCCAGUUGCUGUUGACUCGUCCUGGUAGUUUUUAUGUGGCGCUGAUAGAACCCGGUUCCCUCGCAAUGCUCCUGCAGCUGCUCCCACCUGUCAACUAGCUGGCUCUUCUCCUCCUGUCUCCUGUCUCCCGUCUGCCGUUGCCCAAUGGCUCACUGCGGCUCCUCCGAGCCGAGCGCAAAGGCACAGGCACUGCGUCCGGACAGCAUCUUGCCUUCGCAGGGUAGCGUAGACCAGAGCAUGAAGCCGGUGCUAUUUGAGAUUUUCGGCGAGAUAUGGACCGUCCAGUCACGACUCGGCCAGGGAGUCUCGGCCUCGGUGUACCGGGUCAGCUCGGGCAGAGCCACCACCGCCGCUGUCAAGGAGUUUCAGGCCGACACUCAGGGAGGAGAUUACGGGUAUCACAAGGAGAGGUCCGUGCUAGAGGACAUCCAGGGACAUAAAAACAUCGUGACACUGUACGGGGUGUUCACCAACCACAGCUGUAUGGGUGUUGCCACCCGCUGUCUUCUGCUGGAGCUCUUGGAUGUCAGUGUGUCUGAGCUGUUGGUGAGAGGCAGCAGUGGUACCCAGGGUGGAAGACCCCAGCAGGGCCACUCCAUGUGGCUUGUUCAGCACUGUGCCAGAGACAUCCUGGAGGCUCUCGCCUUCCUUCACAAGGAAGGCUACGUCCACGCCGACCUCAAGCCACGCAACAUCCUCUGGAGCGCUGAUGAUGAGUGCUUCAAGCUCAUCGACUUCGGCCUCAGCUUCAAAGAGGGAAACCAGGAUGUCAAGUACAUCCAGACAGACGGGUAUCGAGCUCCAGAAGCUGAGCUUCAGAACAGCCUCGCUCAGGCCGGGGUGGAGGUGGAGGGAGACUCGGGCUGCACAGCCGCUGUGGACCUGUGGAGCCUGGGCAUCAUCCUGUUGGAGAUGUUCUCAGGAAUCAAACUCAAAGACACCGUCCGCUCUCAGGAGUGGAAGGAUAACAGUGCUGCCAUUGUUGACCAUAUCUUUGCCAGCAACAGUCUGGUGUGCCCUGCCAUCCCUGUCUAUCACCUCAGAGACCUUAUCAAAAGUAUGCUUCUCAACGACCCAAAGCAAAGAUGCACAGCUCAAACUGCCCUGCUCAGCCCGUUCUUCAGUAUUCCCUUUGCUCCUCACAUCGAGGACCUGGUUCUGCUGCCCUCUCCUGUUCUGCGUCUGCUCAACCUGAUUGACGACAGUCAUCUGCACAAUGAAGAAGAGUAUGAAGACAUCCUGGAGGACAUGAAAGAGGAGUGCCAGAAGUACGGCUCAGUGGUUUCUCUCCUCAUCCCCAAGGAGAAUCCAGGGAAAGGACAGGUGUUUGUAGAGUAUGCCAGCUCCAGUGACUCCAAAGAGGCUCAGAGGUUGCUGACAGGCCGCACCUUCGAUGGGAAAUUUGUUGUGGCCACCUUCUACCCUCUCAGCGCUUAUAAAAGAGGUUACCUGUAUCAAACUGUGCAGUGACGUCCUCAAGCUCAAUUUACACCUCUGCGUUUGUUCGCAUGAAAUAACACAACUUCAUAGGGCACCACGAGGGAGGAGUCAAUUUCUCCCCAUAAAAAUAACCAAACCACACAGAGGUAUGAGUGGCAGCCCCGCUGUUAAAACUCAUUCACUUAUUAAUGAGUGUAGUUUAAAGUUCUGCAUGUUAGCCAUGCAUUUUUUUUAAAGUUCAUCUGUGUUUCAUGCAGGGUGUAAAUUGAACUCAGCUGUGAGGAGCAUACAGCAAAGCCUCCUGCUCUUAUCAGUACGUAUCCAUCUAGGUGAACUGCAUCUGCUUCAAUUAAUGACUCUGGACCAGAGGUCUGUGGUCUGGGGGACAGCAGUUACUGUACUAGCUUGCAAUUCACACUCACUCAUUCACACUUUAUUUCAUAGAAAUCAUCAUGCUGAGGGAACGUGUAAGUACGACGAGAAAAAUCUGUGAUGAGGCACAUCUAAAUACUUGCACCUCUCUAGAUAAACCUUUAUCAAAUAUUUUAUUUCAUCAGUUGAGUCAGGGAUGGGAUUAGAAACAUGAAACGGGAUAACACUGAUCUCCCAGUAGUACUGAAUGGGAGUUUUACGUCUCAGACCUAAAAUCCUGAUGACAAAAAAAAAAUCCCAGUCAGCUGAAGAUGUCCUGUGGUGAAACUCAUGUUCUAUCCUGUUGUUAAAUGAAUGAUAAUAAUAAUUCUGUUAUUGUUGCCUAUUUAUAUUUGUUAUGUUGAACAUGAAUUAGAGGAAACAGCUUGGUACAAGGGGAUGUACAGGUAGCCUUUGCUGGCUCCCCAAGCAUUUUUCAGGUAGAAGUAGUCUGGAGUGAUACCCCACCCCCCACCCCCCCUGCCAGCUGAUAGUUUUCAUUCAUUCUGACAUUACCUGAGCAAGCCAAGGGCUUCUUGUGCCCUGUCCUGUAGCCUUAUGCUUUGUAGCUUUUAAGUUACAAAAGUCUCCAUACUCAGAGAGUAUUUUUAGCAUCAGCUGACUCCUGAUUAAGAGGACAUGCACUGAGUUUUGUGUUUUGACUGCAACACUGAAAGAGUGUAUGAACAAAUUUUUGAGAAUGCGCUGAAAAGAAUCUGAUUCGUCUGGCCUGCGAGGUUAGAAAACGACUGAUUUUAAACCAAAUCCUUUCCCAGUUGGAAAAAAAUGAGUCUUUGAACAAAAAGAGCCGUAGUUCCAACCCUGGAGGAAAAUGUCUUGUAACUAACUAAAGCCAAGUACACUUUCAUUUUACCUCGUAGAAUAGGUUAAUAUGAAUUUCUAGCCAAAGUGUUAAGCGGUAUGUCACUGCUCAGAGUCUGACUGAGACAAUAGAAAAUGCAGAUAUACAGUCAACUGUUGCUCUGUCAUGUAAGGGGUAGUUUAACGCCACUGUGUGUAGAAUUUUUUUUUGUAGCAUCUUUCAAAUUACUCUAAUGGCACAAGCAUUUAUUCAUCGAAAAAAAUAGACAAUCCUGGUAGAAAUUGGUGCAAUCUGCGUGUUUCUGUUGCCCAAAUUUCCAAAUCCUAUACAUAGUGGCUUUAAGGAUUGUGCAGGACUGAUGCAAAGUGAAGGGACAGUCUGUACUGGCUUUUCUAGACACAUAAAGUCUGACGUUUGUCUCUAAGUUAGUUUGAGUAUGACCCACGGGAUUGAUUGGUUGACUGCGAGUGCAACAUUGCAGCACUGCUGUGCUGUGGGAGUACAUUUCACACAAGAUAUGUGUGUGUAGAGUAUCCAAAGUACAGGACAUAGAAUUGUUUCGUACUUCUCUAUUUUGUGAAUCAAAAAUGUGACAGAAAUGUCAUAAAAUAUGCAAUCGUGAAAUGAACAAUUCUUGGAGCCAAAACAUUUGUAUCCUGUUGUUUUAGUUAUGUAGGCUGUAUCAGGGCUGUGACACAGUUUUACUAAAGGAGUGCAGAAAUAAGCGUGAUGAUGUUGGAAAGCAGCGACAGUCAGCAAGUCUGGUAGUUUUUGCAGUGGAAUGUACUUUUUGUUGUAGACCCGGCCUUGUUUUUUUUAUUCUCUUGGUUCCGCUGAGUCCACUGUGAUAACGGUGGACAUGCAGUGCCCAUCGAGCCCACUCUGUCACUCUGAAACAUCAGAUGAUUUCUACACCCUAUGUGCCCUAUGAUAUAUGCACAAGCUAGCUAGCUAACUAACCAAAAUGCUAGUAGGUUGUGGUACACCUGUGUGCAUUGAUUCCUGACGUAGCCGAAUCCAUCGCAGAUGCCUUAGGAAAGAAUUCCCUUCCAGCAGAUGUAGUGCUGCCUGCUUGGUUAUGGACAGUAGAAAGACUGAGCAGAAAUCUAUCAAUUCCUUCAUAAAGCUGCUCAUUGCUCAUUUUCACUGUAGUCUUGUGAAAUCCGGACUAUGUAGCUUUUUCUGAACAGCAGCCACUGCAGCUACAAGUGACAACUAUGGUAUAUACAGUUUACUUAAACGCUAAGUAAUAGUAACACUCACAGAUGGAGGAGUCAUGAAGUCAGCAAACUGACUCAGUGAUGUGUGUUAUAGGGCUGUAUUUACUCUUAACUUUACUAACAUUAGCCCACAUUAGCUACCAUAAGCUACUGGUUAAAUAAGACCUAGUUGGUCUGUAGCAGCAAAACCAGUGGUGUACUGAACUGAGCAGGGUUGUGUUUUAUUGCGUGUGAAUGCAGCGUUUCAUUUGUAAGAGGAAGUGUGUGUCUGAAAGUUACAUAGUCUAAUGCUGUAGAGCACAGAUAUGGAGCCCUGCUCCAUUUAAAUGGGUAAUGUGAAUCGAGUAUCUGAGAAAAACAAAAUAUUCAUGUAAAAUAAGAAAAUGUUUGAACCUUAUGGACAUCUAAAUCUCCUGUCUGAGACUUAUUUUUGUUAAAUACGGCGUUGCUCCUUUCGGUAUCAAAAAAUGUCUAAAUUCUGGGACAAAAAACUAGACUUAGAGGAAAAGUUGGGGUGUUGUCUUAUCUAAAAUACUCCAAAAACAUAUUUUUCUACUAACUUUAUUUGUAUGUGCCUGAACUGUGAAUUCCAAAGUUUCCACUAAAGUCCACUGCUGGCCUAAAAAUCUUCAUGUGAAACUUGAAUUAAAGUCCAACCACGUGACUAUAAAGCACUUUUGAAGUAUCAGUCUGUGGUACAGGGUCUGGUGUCACUCACUUGUAACCGGUGGCCCUCAAAUAACAAAACCAGGCUAAAAAUCAAUGAACAAAGUUUCUUCCACAAGUUUGUCAAGGACCUGGUAUAGAAGAUGAAUCUCUGAUAAUGUCAGGGGAUUCCUUUAAGGCAUUUGAAGUUUGAUUUUGUCUUUGAUUUUUUUUUUUUUUUUUUUGAUUUUCUCCUUUGAUUACUGACCAGGUCCCCUGCAAGAAUAAACUCACCACAGUUAUACUGAACCUUAUCAAAUGAUGAGUAUGGGCCUUACAAAGCACUAAGGGGAGAAUGGACAUGGUGAAGAGAAACCCCCUUUGUGUUGAGUGAUGCAUGACAAAUCAGUGUGUGUAUGUUGUGCCCUUUAUAUGGUAUUGUAAAGUGUAGUGUAGUGUGCAAGUGUAGAUUUACUAACCAGAGGAGCUGUGUUAGUGAGUGUGUUUAGUCUGAAAAUGAGGUUGCUGGGAUGUUGAGUAACCCGGCAGUUUUUGUUGAUUAGAAUCUCAGUCAGUGUGAUCAGGAAUUGUUUCUUAUUUUAUUUUAUUUUAUUUUACAGGUCUGUAAUUUUGUAAUCGUUAUCUUGGAAGUUGUGUCGAACAAACCAUGUAAUUUGGUACAAAUUAUUGGGAUGUCCACUAAAUGUAUUGCUGACAGUUUUCACAAACUCAGCACUUUAACUCCCUGUGAUUAACACCAAAUUACGUAGCAACGUUUUGGAAAAUGUUCGAUAAGUAUGUAGAAAUUACAGACCUGUAAAAUAAAGUCUUAUGUUUUUUUGUUUGAUUGGGAAGGUCGGAGAUGCAGAGCCAGUUAGAGGCCUCAGUUGUUUGUUUUUCGAUAUGUUUUGGGCAUUUUGCUUUUAUCAGUAGCUGGUUUACAUUGAAGAUCGUGACAGGAAACAUGGGGCAGAGAGAGAAAUAUCACAUGCAACAAAGUUCCCCAGCUGAAAUCAAACCGGGGAUGUUGCAGGUGCAUCAUAUGUGUCUUAACCACUGGGUCACCAGGACACACACACACACUGCCCAUGUUGGGUUCACUUUAAAGUGAAAUUGCCACAUCUUCACAAAAGUUGCAGAGACAAUUUCUAAAAUGAUGGACAACAGCACAUAGCACAACAGCUUGUGACACAGGCAACAAGUGAUAAAUCCUUACCUGACAAAAUGACACAAAUAACUCACAUGAAAAUGUCUUUUACGGUUCUUUGGUGUCUUUGAUAUUUUAUCUCCACACACUCAUGCAGCAUGUGAUCCUACACACCUAAACCAUCUUGUCCUGGUGUCACUUCAAAGGCUGCGGUCUCACUGCUCGAUAAUAAUAUGCUUACUCAUAAAUCCCCUUUGGCAACAUGAACACGAAGCUGCAACAGGUGAUAAAACAGAAGCAAAGGGAUGACAUUACAUUAUUAACUGACAGAAGACAGAAUCAAAUGUGACUAUUACGUCACUGUUGAUGACUUUAUUAAUGUGGCCAUUCACUGAAUCCUCUACUUAAAGCCUCACUGACAUUGUUAAAUGCACUGCAACACAAUCACUGUAUAACUGAUAAACAUACAUUGGUUCGUUUGUCUUCUUGUGUCACAGACUGGAGGAUGGUACUGACUCUGACUGAAUCUGAUAACAGUACGAGUGUUUGGUUUGUGUUAGUGUUAACAUUGGGUUAUUGUUUGUGUGUGGAGUUAUGGUUUAUACUGGUUUUUAGGUUACAUAGAAAGGGGUGAGGCAGGUUUCUCUAUUAAUGGCUGCACCUUAGAAUGAUAAUGUGACUGCCUUGCCUUUAUGAAUGAAUUAGAGUGCUCACUGAUUGAUUCAGCAUUUGAUGUUUGUUCCCUGCUGCUCUGUCAGCAUCGAUAGUCUACGAACAGUGUUUAAAUAUGCGACUCAGAUAUUUAUUCAGGCUGCAGUUGACCUGAAUGAUAUGAUCCUAAAUAUUUUUGCUGCAUGCUGAUCCUGUCUGGGUCAGGAGCUCAGUUUAGUUGAGUCCUGGGAAAUACAAAAGCAGCAGUUAUUGUUUUUUUGUGUUUGUUUUUGUUUGUUUACACAAUAAUCAUCACUUUUAUUGAUUUUACAGUAGUGGAAUUAGUCUUUUUCCUUCUUUUUUUAAAUAUAUCACAAUUAAAUUAGUUUUUCACUCUUGGUCUAGAUAGAUUUUUGUUUUGUUUUUUACUGGUGUGUGUUAUGCAGGUUAAUAAAAGAUGCCUGCCACCUGUAUGUAGCUGUGUACACACAAAGGUAAAAACACUAUACAGUCUUCAUUGCACACUGUUGAUGUAACACCCUACUAAUGUGAUAUUAGUAGACGUUUCUGACUCAGUCAUGAUUUGAACAUUAAGGUCGACCAGCAUCAUGGGGAUAAUAAGGAUAAUACAAAUG